CAGUUCAAGCAGAUCUCUCAAGCCUACGAGGUCCUGUCGGAUUCGCACAAACGGGCCCUGUACGACCGUGGUGGGGAGAGGGCCAUGAAAGAGGGGGGCCUGGGGAACAGGGGGGGCAGCAGCAGUGGAUUUGGAUCCCCCAUGGACAUCUUUGACCUCUUCUUCGGCGGGGGAGUCAGGAUGCGUGGCCGGGCAGACAGGAGAGGGAAGACAGUGGUUCACCAGCUCUCUGUGUCCCUGGAGGACCUGUACAACGGGACCACUCGGAAGCUGUCACUGCAGAAGAACAUCAUCUGCAGGAAGUGUGGAGGCUGUGGGGUCCGGGAGGGUGCCCAGAGGAGAUGUCCCAAAUGUCACGGCUCUGGAAUGGAAGUUCGGAUCCACCAGUUGGGUCCCAGUAUGAUCCAGCAGAUCCAGACAGUGUGUUCCCAGUGCCAAGGUCAAGGAGAAUGGAUCAGACCUCGGGAUUGUUGCCUCACCUGCAACGGCCGCAAAGUGGUGAGGGAGAAGAAGAUCCUCAGUGUCCACCUGGAUAAAGGCAUGAAGGACGGGCAGAAGAUCACUUUCCAUGAAGAAGGAGAUCAAGUUCCAGGUCUGGAACCUGGAGACAUCAUCAUUGUCCUGGAUCAGAAGGAGCACCCGGUGUUCAGGAGGAGUGGAGAUGACCUGGUGGUGAAGAGGGAGAUCAGCUUGGCCGACGCGCUCUGCGGCUGCCGGCAGCUCAUCCGCACCCUGGACAACAGGGCCCUGCUCAUCUCCUCCCAGCCAGGUGACGUUAUCAGACCUGGGGACAUGAAGUGUGUCCCCAACGAGGGGAUGCCUGUCUACAGGAGCCCCUUCCAGAAGGGGAAACUCAUCGUGCAGUUCCAGGUGAAGUUCCCAGAGCCUGGUUGGCUCCCCCCAGACCGGCUCCGCCAGCUCCAGACCUUCUUCCCCCCCCAGGAGGAGGUCAUGGCCACCGAGGAGACCGAGGAGGUGGAGCUGAGUG
Messenger RNA from Chaetura pelagica (chimney swift), 988 nucleotides. RefSeq names its product dnaJ homolog subfamily A member 1-like. Gene Ontology annotation, biological process: protein refolding. Gene Ontology annotation, cellular component: cytoplasm; cytosol. NCBI's taxonomy places the organism in Eukaryota, Metazoa, Chordata, Aves, Apodiformes, Apodidae. The record is from RefSeq and is a predicted model, not a curated record. The transcript has 6 exons. The annotation marks the transcript as partial. Gene Ontology annotation, molecular function: Hsp70 protein binding.